UCGUCGCCGUCGCCGUCGCCGCAUUUGUUGCUGCCGCUGUUCUUGUUGUUGUUGUUAGUUCUGUUUUCGUUGCCAGAGCGUCGCUUUGCGCCGCGACGUCGCAGUUGGGAAUCGCAGUCGUUGUCAUUUUUGGAUUGCUGUUCGUCUUGUUGUUUUUGUUGUUGUUGCUGUUGUUCUUGUUGUUGUGCCGCAUAAAAGCCAAAGCCAAAAAGUGUCGACAAUUUAAAAGCAAAAGCAGCGGAGGCGGGCGUGAAACACUAAAUACUUGCAUACAUAUGGAUCUUGGAAGCGAAUUGCCAAAGCGAUUCUACUAUUUACUUAUUUAAUUCUCGAGCCAUCGUAAGGUGCGACCGGACUGUGUAAUCAUCGGCAAAUAAUGCGACUUAUGCUGCAGCUGCUGCCGCUGCCCGCUCGAGUGUGUGACGUCAGAGCAAAGAACUGAUUGCGAUACCGCGACCGCAACCGCAACGAAAACGUUCAGAAUAAUAAAAAUAAACAUAUACACUUAUCGAAAGCUGUUGUAUGUACAAAUACGAAUACCUUUCCAGCAAAAAGUCGCGACCAACUCGAACUGAUUAGGCAAACCGAUUGCAGAGCACGCAUUAUGUUUGGUUCGCGAGCUCUUGGUCUCUACCAGCAAUUUGUGGUGCUGCUGCUGAUGCUGGUGUUGCUGCUGAUUGCGGGCUCGGCAACCGGCAGAGAUGGCAGAUAUCCCUGCAACUAUGCGGACACGGUUAACAUCACCGACGGCCUGCGCCUCAAGGAUGGCUCCUAUUCCUAUGCUGGAGUGGUGGUGCCACCCGAGCUCAUAGCCGAAUACACCUUUAAGGUGAUCGACGGUGUCGAGUAUCGGGCGCCCAAGCAUCUGCGGGGCUGUGUCUGCCUGCUGAAGCCCUGCAUUAGUUUUUGCUGUCCUAACGAUCUAAUCUUCAACGUCCAACACUUCAACUGCACGACUCCGCCGGAGAGUGUGAACAGCUUGCCGACGGCGCAGAGCACUCACAUCGAGCUCAGUCAUCCAAACAAUAGCACGGCGAAGGUGGUGAAAAUUGUGGAUCACUUUGUGAUACGGACCGAGCUGGGCUGUCGCAAUAAGUUCGUGGACAAGAAGCACGAGUCCUUCUGGCAAUGGGACAUCUUUGGGAACGGCACCCUGAGGAGUGAAAAACGAUUCUGGUCCACCGAUGAGUACUGCUUCACGCCUCUCGAGCACAAGCAGGUCUGGAGCUUGACGCCCUUGAACUGCGAGCGCUUCCAGCGCGGAUAUCGCGUCUGGAUCUAUGCGAUAUGCACCAUUAUUGCCAUUUUGAUCAACAUAUUCAUACUCUCGCUGCUGUGCUCGGUGAGGGAGGCACGCAAGAGCCACUACGGUCAGCUGAUCAUAUACUAUCUGCUUUCCAUUAUUGUUGGCUAUUCCAUGCUCGUCUAUUUGGCUCUCAAGAAUCCCAUGAAUCUCUCACAUGAGGCCUGCAGAAAUAUAGGUUUUCUCGCCUAUUUCUGCAUUAUGCUGUCCUUCGUGUUUUUGGCCAUUUGCAGCUUCGACUUUCUGCUGAAGUUCCACCUCAAAUCAAUGCGGAACUGGGUACGAAAGCUUUUCUACUUCGCCGCCAUUUUGGGAGUCAUAGUUCUGCGAUUCUUGGUCUCCUUUGCGCAGGACUCGAGCUUGCCACAUCAUUUGAAGCCGGGCAUUGGCGGCGACUACUGCUGGUUCGAUGUACGUCUAUGGGGCAUACUGAUCUACUAUUAUGUGCCCAUAUUGCUGUUGCUCAGCUUUAGUCUGGUCUGUUGUUUCAAGACGUACUUCGCCUCCUUCGAGCUGCCAGAAGACACAUUGAACAUUAUGGGAACCGAGCUUCGUAUUAUGAAGACGCACUUCUACGCUUUUUCGGCGUAUCUCGUGGGCGUUUUCUCUGUGUGGGUACGUGAAAUGAUCGUCUAUAUAAUGGCACGCAUGCGCGAGCAUUUCUUCAUUAUCGACUUCUGGAGCGGCAUUUGCAUUCUCGUUCUGGCCAUAGCCGCUUUUAUACUUCUGCUGGGCAAGAACAUGCACGUCAAGUCCUGGUGGGCCAUCAACGUCGAAUCGAGCCAGACUGACCUGAGCGUCAUAAAUGCGCGCGUCUACAAAUUCGACGAGAAGGGCGAUCUGAAAUCACGCGAUUCACCUUACCAGCCAACCGUGACAUCACUCUAGCAUGCAAUGCUCAGCGCUGGACUCGGGCAUGACAUCAAGAAGAAGAAACUACACGUAUAGUAGAGUUACUCGUCAUUACAGAAGAAUGUAAACCAAGUUGUGCAUGGGAUCGUGUAACUGCCUUAGUUCUGUAUCUACUAUUAAUAAGAGCUGCCAAAUUUCAUACGUUUACAUACUAUAUACUCGUAUCCCAUAAUUUAUACCUUUAAUAAGUAUUGUAUAAAAACCAAACCUAUAUA
Molecule: messenger RNA, 2430 nt
Organism: Scaptodrosophila lebanonensis
Lineage: Eukaryota; Metazoa; Arthropoda; Insecta; Diptera; Drosophilidae
Product: probable G-protein coupled receptor Mth-like 9
Exons: 7
Coding region: 605-2191 (528 amino acids)
Molecular function (GO): G protein-coupled receptor activity
Source: RefSeq, a predicted model, not a curated record